GGAAGAGCGGACUCUCCAUUCCCUAGCAGCAACUGCACGCCAGCAGCGAGGGGAACCAGCAGGGAGAGCUGGGCAGCGGCACGGCCGAUCCUGGCAGAAGAGUCUGGGCGAUGGAGCUUCCAAGAGACAAAGGAGCUCAAACCUGGCAUUCGAGAUUUUUGCUGAAUCUAGAGAUCAGCUGGGAAUAGCGUGUGAGAGAGACAAACAACCCAUCCUGCGUGUUUGGGGGCGCGUAGGAAACAGACUCGAGGGCGGAGAGGUUGGGGAUUCCCCCGAUCCCAUGAGCUGGGGAGGAAGUUGGGGGGGGGGGUCACCUUUACACACUCCAGGAAAUUCCCUUUUCAUUCAGAUGAUUUAUUGGAUGUGAGGGUUAUUUCCGGACGUACUUUUACGUCACUCACUUUUUGGUCCAUAAGUAGGAUGCGAUUAAUCGUGGACGCAAUCUACAACACACCGGGAAAGCAGCAAGAAAGCAGAAGUAGCUCUGUCUGUACAGAACCUGACAGGACUACGCAGCAACAAGUUUCCUCCCGUGAAGAACCACUGGGAUAUGAUUGUGCUCUGCACUUUAAUCAUCGGUCUCCUGGCUUUCAGCCAAGCAGCUAAUCCUUGCUGCUCAAACCCAUGCCAGAACAGAGGAGUGUGUAUGACGAGAGGUUUUGACCGAUAUGAAUGUGAUUGUACAAGGACAGGAUUUUAUGGGGAAAACUGUACUACACCGGAAUUCUUGACCUGGUUGAAACGGACAUUGAAACCUACUCCAAACACUGUCCACUACAUCCUCACUCACUUCAAAGGUGUCUGGAAUAUAAUAAACAGCAUUCCCUUCUUCCGUGAUUCCAUCAUGAGAUAUGUAUUGACAUCAAGAUCACAUUUGAUUGACAGUCCACCAACAUACAACAGCCAGUAUGGUUACAAAAACUGGGAAGCCUAUUCCAACCUUUCCCUCUAUACUAGAGCCCUCCCACCAGUGGCACUGGACUGCCCAACACCCAUGGGUGUUAAAGGUAAGAAGGAGCUCCCAGAUUCUGCAGUAGUUGUGGAGAAAUUUCUGCUAAGGAAAAAAUUUAUUCCUGAUCCUCAAGGCACAAAUAUGAUGUUCACAUUCUUUGCUCAACAUUUCACCCACCAGUUCUUUAAGACAGAUCACCACAAAGGGCCAGCCUUCACCAAAGCUCUCGGCCAUGGGGUUGACUUGAACCAUGUCUAUGGAGAGACUUUGGAUAGACAACUUAAGUUGCGGCUACUUAAGGAUGGAAAGCUGAAGUAUCAGAUGAUUGAUGGAGAAAUGUACCCUCCCACAGUGAAGGACACUCAGGCAGAAAUGAUCUACCCACCUCAUGUUCCUGAGCACCUGCAAUUUUCUGUAGGCCAUGAGGUGUUUGGUUUGGUCCCAGGUUUAAUGAUGUAUGCCACAAUCUGGCUCAGGGAGCACAAUCGGGUCUGUGACAUCCUUAAGCAGGUGCAUCCAGAAUGGAAUGAUGAGCAGCUGUUCCAAACUACCAGGCUCAUAUUGAUAGGAGAGACCAUCAAGAUUGUCGUUGAAGACUAUGUGCAACAGUUGAGUGGCUACUACUUCAAGCUGAAGUUUGAUCCCGAGCUGCUGUUUAACCAGCAAUUUCAAUAUCAGAAUAGAAUUGCAGCCGAAUUCAACACUCUGUACCACUGGCACCCACUUCUGCCUGACAGUUUUCAGAUCCAUGACCAGGAGUACACUUUCCAGCAAUUUCUCUACAACAACUCUAUCAUGGUGGAACAUGGCCUUUCCCACAUGGUGAAAUCCUUCUCCAAGCAAAUUGCCGGCAGGGUUGCUGGAGGUAAGAACGUUCCUUCUGCAGUACAGAAAGUAGCUAAGGCUUCAAUUGAUCAAAGCAGACAGAUGAGAUACCAGUCCUUGAAUGAGUACCGAAAACGCUUCCUAAUGAAACCUUUUAAGUCAUUUGAGGAACUUACAGGAGAAAAAGAAAUGGCAGCUGAAUUAGAAGAGCUUUAUGGAGACAUUGAUGCUAUGGAGCUGUACCCUGGCCUUCUAGUAGAAAGGCCUCGUCCUGGUGCCAUCUUUGGUGAGACCAUGGUGGAACUUGGAGCACCAUUCUCUUUGAAAGGGCUGAUGGGAAAUGCUAUCUGUUCUCCGGAGUACUGGAAACCAAGCACCUUUGGCGGAAAAGUGGGCUUUGAAAUAAUCAAUACUGCCUCCCUACAAAAGCUCAUCUGCAAUAACGUGAAGGGCUGUCCCAUCACCGCCUUCCAUGUCCUAAACUCUGAUGCCACAGAAACAGCCACCAUUAAUGUCAGCUCCUCAAGCUCCUCAAUGGAGGAUAUCAACCCCACGUUACUAGUGAAAGAGAGAUCCGCUGAAUUGUAAUACAUCAAUUUAUUUAUUUAUUUAAGUAAUUAUAUAAAUUAUUAUAUUUAUAUCUUUAUAUUUAAAAAAUGAAAUCCAGACUAUGUCUUACUAAGACAAGGGUUCCACUGAUCAAGGCAGACCACUGUUUUUAAAGUUUGCAUCACUGGAUCCAUAAUUACAAAUUCUGCAACAGAAAGAAGUAUUCCAAAGUGAAUGGAAAAUGGUCCCUUUUUGUUGUUGGUGGUGGUGUUUUGCCAUAAAACUUGACAGUAAAUGUUUUGUUUUGUCACUUGAUAGGCAACAUAAUGCUACAGGAAUAAGUUAUGUCAACAUAUAUUUUAAUUUGAAAAUGAACUCUCAAAAAACCAAAAAGAUUGGAUUAAUGAAAACUGUAAUAAUUACUAAUUACAGUACCAUAAUAGUAAAUUAAUGUAAAAGAAAUUAUGCAACUUUAAAUGUUUGUAUAAAGUCAGCAAAUGAAAAAGUUAAGUUUCUCACAAACACUACCUCACUAUCAUGCACAUAUUUUAUAUUAACAUUUAACGAAGAGCCUUAACUUUUAUUUUCUGACUUUGGACGUUUAAACCUCUGCUCUAAUGUUCCAUUAAUACUAUUUUUAAAAUUAAAAUUUACUUUAUAAAAAUAUAUACUCUGUGUUUAAAUCCCAAUUAGGUUUUGGAGUUUGCACAACAUAGUCGGGUGGGGGGGAAAGAUUUGCUGCUAUUUAGCUAGAAGUAGUUAUUUGCCAGGCUGGGAUAACAGGGCAUUUAUAUUUUGAUAGCUGUGUUGUAUAUUGCAAGAAAUCAGAGCAAGAAAUUACACAAAAUGAUUUUAUAAUAGCACUUUAGAUUUUUACAUGCAAGGAUCAUUUCAUUAUUUUUAGGAGGGGGUGUAGAAUGGCAUUUUCUGUUAAAACUGCUGGGGGGAUUUAAGUAGAAAGAAUGCAAUUAUACAGGCUGGAAUUGGUUAGAAAACAAUGGCCAGGGAGCUUUACUGACCAUUUGUGGACAAGGCUUCCGUUUUAUAUCACAUGUGAAAGAUACAGUCUUCCCAGCACUGUAUAUACUGCAUCCUUAAUAUAGGAUAGGAAAAUGUUAGCAUGAAUAUGGCCCUGUUACAAUUUGACUGUGACUUUCCCUAAAUUUCAAGUUACUUCUUUUUACACUUUUAUUAUUUUAAUUAGGCUGCUUAUUUUAAGAGACGUUAAUUUGUAACUUUCAAUACUGAUAACUGAGAGGAACACAGUCUAUUGAACACCAAAGUGUAUGAGGUUGGAAGGCUUUUUACAGAUGUGUUUGGGGAUACUUUUAUUUAUUUAUUUUUUCUAUGCAAUGCACAAAGUGGAGAAAGCACAAUGCACAUUAAAAAAUGUUGAGAUUUCUUAUAUUCGGAACUGUAAAUGUUCAUAAAUGGAAGACUAUUCAGGAGGUCAUCUGAAAUGUGAAAUGGAUCAGAACAUGUAAUUCAGAUUCAUUCACCUCCUCCUCAAGAAUACAUUUACCCCAAAACUUUCAACAUUAAUCCACUCUAGAGGGAAAAAAAAAUUGUUUUAAAAUCUGCACCAUCUUAUUGCCUACUCUAUCACAACUGAGUUAGUUUUCAGAAUUAGGGCCCAGUCCUUCUGUUCCUUUGUAUGAAAUUCAAAAUGAGAGUUCCGGAUACAGCCAGUUUGAAUGUAGAUCAUACACUACAUGGGAAAGAAAGCAGGUCUUCCUCUAUUUUGUACAAUGCAAGCACAAUGUCAGCACUCUAUUAAGUAAUAAUAUGUAAUCCCAUCUGAUAGGGUUGGGACGAUUACCAUACAUGGCUAUGACAGCAUGAGAUUAUUUAUAUGAAAUGUUUUAUAAUAAAUAUGUUUGAAUGAUUUUUUCACCUUUAUUUUUUUUACAAAAAGGACAUAUUUAAAAUACAACUGUUAAAAUAAAA
Messenger RNA from Chelonoidis abingdonii (Abingdon island giant tortoise), 4273 nucleotides. It is a transcript of the gene PTGS2, whose product is annotated as prostaglandin-endoperoxide synthase 2. Lineage: Eukaryota; Metazoa; Chordata; Testudines; Testudinidae. Gene Ontology annotation, cellular component: cytoplasm; neuron projection. The record is from RefSeq and is a predicted model, not a curated record. Gene Ontology annotation, biological process: response to oxidative stress; cyclooxygenase pathway. Gene Ontology annotation, molecular function: peroxidase activity; prostaglandin-endoperoxide synthase activity; heme binding.